AUACACUGUGAUGAAUGAAAUGGAUGUGCAUGAUUAUUUAGUGUGCAUCUAACGAAAUAUUUGUCGAUCGACACCGUUUUUAGUAAAAAUUUUAUUUUUCUUAAAUAUUAUCCUCGUAAAUCCUGAUAGGAUUUUUUUUUUUUUUUAAGAGGAGUGGAUAACCUGCUAUAGACAAUCAAACCGGUACAAUGGUGGACGGCUGGAGAAGGGCAAGGGGAGGAUGCUUGCAGCUGAAUAAUUGCACCAAGGUGAUAGUGCUGGGAGCUGGGACAAUCUGCACAAUAAAAUACCUGAAACCUUUAAAGAAAUAAGAAUUGUGCAGGUUAGAGCGCGCGCUCGUAAUUGCGCAUCUCGCGCGUCUUCGGUCACAUCCGAGUUUUAGAGCUCACGCCUAGAUUUAGGCUAUAUAUGAACCAUGAUGGAAUCCGACUAGAAGAAAUUGACGUAUUGCUCAUAUGCAUGGCUGUUUAAACGGACAGCAGAGAACGGGCACAGUAGGUGUUCCACGUUAGCCACUGACAGACCAUCCUCUCCCAGACGGAGCAAAGAAAGCUGCUGUCCUCGUGCAAAGGGGAAAGCAAGAGUACGUCCUUACAUGCAAGAAGAAUGACUGUUUGUUAACAGCUUGGGUGUGGUACAUAUUUGUCCUUUCUUCAGCUGGUUUACUGAUUGUAGUCUGUCAGAAUGUACGGCAGUUCUCGCUCUGUGAGCAAAAUGGAUGGCAAUCACAGUGGGAGCCGGAACAGCCAGGGCAACUCAGGCCGCUCUCCCCGGCUGCCACGCUCACCCCGAAUGGGACACCGCCGCACCAACAGCAUGGGGGGCAGCGGCGGUGGGCCUGGUGGCCCUGGGGGCAAAACUCUUUCCAUGGAGAACAUCCAGUCCCUCAACGCUGCCUAUGCCACAUCCGGUCCCAUGUACAUGAGCGACAAUGAGGUUGCACUCGCCACCUCCUCCGACAUCCCGAAAAGUGGCGUGGCAACCGGACGCUUCGGGGGCAGCAUCCCAUAUGGCGUGCGUGGAACAGUCACCGGGAGCACUCCUGACAUGGCCAUGGUGCCUACUGUGUCCACAGACUCCAUAAGCUUUGGAGGAGAGCUCCAUUCAGCAUCCACUGUGCCACAUUCAUUGCGCCAGGCCAGGGACAACACCAUCAUGGAACUGCAGGCGCAGCUGAAGGAGGUGCUCAGGGAGAAUGAGCUCCUGAGGAAGGAGGUGGAGGUGAAAGAGAGCAAACUCAGCUCAUCCAUGAGCUCCAUCAAGACCUUCUGGAGCCCUGAGCUGAAGAAGGAGAGGGCGCUGCGCAAAGAUGAGGCUUCCAAGAUAGCAGUGUGGAAGGAGCAAUACCGUGCCAUUCAGGAUGAGACUCAGCACCUGCAGACCACAGUGCAGGCGCUGCAGGCUGAGUUGCGCAUCCAACGUGACCUGAACCAGCUGCUCCAGCCACCAGGGGAGCCGCUUGCACUUGAGCCAGGCGAGGAGCAAGAAAGGCAGGCUCGUGAGCUUGUCCUGCUCCGCCGCACCAUUCAGGAGAUGGAGCUGCGGCUGGAGACACAGCGGCAGACGCUGGUCGCACGUGACGACUCUGUCAAGAAGCUGCUGGAGAUGCUGCACAACAAAGGGCCAUCAAGCAAGUCCAGCGAGGAGGACCAUGAGCUCACGUGCCGCCUAGCCGACGCCGAGAUGCAUGCACAUCACUUGGAGAACCUGCUGGAGCAGCGUGACAAAGAGAUGGUGGCUUUGCGGGAAGAGCUGCAUCGGCGCCUUGAAGGGACGCCGGAGUCUACAAAAACCAAAGCUCUGCAAACCGUCAUUGAGAUGAAGGACUCACAGAUCAGCUCUCUGGAGCGUGGGCUGAGGGAGUUGGAGGACCAGGUCAUGAUGCUACGCUCCAGUAACAUGCUGACUUGCGAGGAGCGACAAGAGGAGGUCAAGCAGAUGGAGGUCUACCGCAACCACACCAAGUUUAUGAAGAACAAGAUGGACCAGGUGAAGCAGGACCUCUCUAGGAAGGACACCCAGCUCCUUGGCCUGCAGACCAAACUCGAGACGCUUACCAAUCAGUUCUCUGAUAGCAAACAGCACAUCGAGGUGCUCAAAGAGUCCCUGACUGCCAAAGAGCAGCGAGCUGCCAUCUUACAGACAGAGGUGGAUGCACUGAGGUUGCGUCUUGAGGAGAAGGAAACACUGCUGAACAAAAAGAGCAAGCAGAUCCAAGACAUGUCUGAGGAGAAGAGCACACUCAACGGCGAGAUCCAUGACCUUAAAGACAUGCUGGAAGUCAAAGAGCGAAAAAUCAAUGUGCUACAGAAAAAGAUUGAGAACCUGCAGGAGCAGCUGAGGGAUAAAGAGAAGCAGAUGAGCAGCUUGAGAGAAAGAGUGAAGUCUCUGCAGACUGAUACAUCCAACACAGAUACAGUUCUCAGCACCCUGGAGGACUCACUGGCCGAGAAGGAAAGAAUUAUCGAGCGGCUGAAGGAGCAGCGAGACCGGGAGGAGAGAGAGAGAGCCGAGGAGCUGGACAGCAGUAAGAGAGAGCUGAAAGAGCUUAAGGAGAAAGUGAGCUUGCUGCAGGGGGACCUUUCAGACCGAGAGAAUUCUUUGCUGGACCUUAAAGAGCAUGCAUCAUCCUUAGCCUCAUCUGGGCUAAAAAAAGACUCCAAACUGAAAACUCUGGAGAUUGCCCUUGAGCAGAGGAGGGAAGAGUGCUCUAAAUUGGAGAACCAGCUAAAGAGGGCGCAGAAUGCAGCUGUUGAGGCACAGGCCAACUCGGAGCUCUCCAAGCGAAUUGCCUCACUGGAAGCUGAUGUGGCCAGGCACAGAGAGGAGUCUGGGAAGGCCCAGGCUGAAGUUGACCGACUGCUGGAGAUCCUACGCCAGAUGGAGAAUGAGAAGAAUGACAAAGACAGAAAAAUCAAUGAGCUCGAGAGUGUGGCUUCCAGGCAGAUGAAGGAGCAGGGCAAGAAGCCGCCUGGGAAACACAGGGAGCCAGCUGGCAAAGGCCGCAGCGCCAAUGAUGGCCCACAGCAGGAGUCUUUGCGACAGAAGGCAGAGCGCAUCGAGGAGCUGGAGGAGGCGCUGAGGGAGAGCGUACAGAUGACGGCAGAGAGAGAGAUGGUGUUGGCACAGGAGGAGGCGGCACGGACUCACCAGGAGAAACAGAUGGAGGAACUGCUCGGGGCAAUGGAGAAGGUGAAGCAGGAGCUUGAGUCAAUGAAAGCCAAGAUGUCAUCCACCCAACAGUCUCUGGCUGAGAAGGAGGCUCAUCUGACUACGCUGAGGGCUGAGAGGAGGAGACAUCUGGAGGAAGUUCUGGAGAUGAAACAGGAGGCUCUGUUGGCUGCUAUCAGUGAGAAGGAUGCUAACAUUGCCCUGCUGGAGCUGUCCUCGUCCAAAAAGAAAAAGACGCAUGAGGAAGUGGCGCAGCUACGAAGGGAGAAGGACCGUCUGGUGCAGCAGCUCAAACAGCAGACACAGAAUCGGAUGAAGCUCAUGGCGGAUAACUAUGACGAUGGCCAUCUGAAAACACCACCUGACCAGACCAACCACAAAGCUCCGAAAUCCCCCGAUCAGAUUAAAGCUGGGCGGAGAGCUGCAGUGCACAGGAGCUCCACAUUAGCCACCUGACUCCGUACAGCCAGAGAGGAGCCACCCCAUAUCCCAUCCCUGUUUGUGUACAAUUCAACCCUGACCAAAUCUCCCCACCCUCAGACAGGGCCUGCACACCAACACUUACUGUUGGAGCCUGGGUUGAUGAGAGUCAGACCGAAGCUGGGACUGUGACCUGGUCUCCUUUAAGAACAGCAGUAAAUGGACCUUUAAUUCCAGGAACCGCCAGCUGUGAUCUAACCCUCCUCUCUCCAGGAAUCCUCUUUGCCCUCUCCUCUCCUCUCAGCCUUUAUCUUCUGAUCUACAGAGCACAACAAGCCUAAAAUAGUCAUCUCCUUGUCUUAAAAGCCCCAAUCAGGAGUUUUUGGUCUGUUGGCCUCCAAUUUGUGUAUAAUCAAUCAAUCUUCCUGUAUAUACCGGAUAAUUAAUGAUUAAGUUUUAUGUUUGGAAUGAGCACCUGACAGCAAAUCCCCAUAAAAAGAAGUUUAAAAAAAUUCCAAAACAUCCUCGCUGGGGCUUAAAUGCAGGUGCAGUUGUCAAAUUCAGCAGUGUUAGCUGUGUUGUGAAUGCGUUUUUUUUUUCAUUUUCUACUUCUGAUUACUGUGUUACAUCGUCAUGGUUGAUUACAGACUUAGAAUGCCCUGCAACGUGAUGGGUGGUGCUAUGUAAACAUUUAAAAAGUAACCUGAAUGCCAAACGUAUAUAAAGUAUUAUGCAAAUUUGACAGCUGCAUCUGCCAUUAGACUUGUGAGACUUGCGUUAACUCGUUGCCGUUUAGGUAGCUACUUUCUUGCACUUUCUUUACUGGUUGUACGCUUCUUUUGAAAACCGAAGAACUUUAGGACAUAAGCAUUAUACAAGUGUUGAACAAGAAACAGCAUCUCACCACGUACGACAUUCUGUCAGUGGUGCAAAAUCAGGUACUGUACAUGUCACUUAAAUCCGACGUAACAGCUGCUAAAAUCAAUAGACAUAUAAUGUAUGAUGUGUUUUUGUAGUGUUCAUGACAGUCAUACAACUCUCGUGAGGUGGCUGUGGGCUUUCAGUUUAAGUGUUACUAUUUCUCUGUAUAGGCAGAAGAAGCACAGAGGUCCACUUUAGCAACUAUUACAGUAAAGUAGGCUCCAGAAAUCAUCCUGCCACAUCUAGAGGUCUGAUUUAGGAGAGCACAUUGCUGGUUUUAUGUUCUCUCCUAAACGGCAAUGUCAUUCGGUCUCUCUCUUGCAGUAAUUUUUUUAUGUUGCAUUUGUGGCCUAUUGUCUUUGUGUAUUAAAAAAAAAGAUAGUUCUCCUUGAAAAAAAAACAACAACAAAAGAGAUGAUAAAAGAUGAAAAGACACGGGUAUGAGCAUUCUGACUUUGUAUAAAUGUGUAUGUAUAUAAAUAUGUAUUAUCAGUGUUUUUA
Messenger RNA from Pangasianodon hypophthalmus (striped catfish), 5013 nucleotides. RefSeq names its product ELKS/RAB6-interacting/CAST family member 1a (gene erc1a). Gene Ontology annotation, biological process: regulation of synaptic plasticity; neuromuscular synaptic transmission; maintenance of presynaptic active zone structure. The record is from RefSeq and is a predicted model, not a curated record. The coding region runs from base 685 to 3627 and encodes 980 amino acids. Lineage: Eukaryota; Metazoa; Chordata; Actinopteri; Siluriformes; Pangasiidae. The transcript has 19 exons. Gene Ontology annotation, molecular function: structural constituent of presynaptic active zone. Gene Ontology annotation, cellular component: cytoskeleton of presynaptic active zone.